Molecule: messenger RNA, 2222 nt
Organism: Phasianus colchicus (ring-necked pheasant)
Lineage: Eukaryota; Metazoa; Chordata; Aves; Galliformes; Phasianidae
Gene: IKZF2
Product: IKAROS family zinc finger 2
Biological process (GO): regulation of transcription by RNA polymerase II
Molecular function (GO): RNA polymerase II cis-regulatory region sequence-specific DNA binding; DNA-binding transcription factor activity
Source: RefSeq, a predicted model, not a curated record
CGCCUCAGUGUAUGUGCGCGUAUGUGUGUGUGUGUGUGUGUGUGAGGGAGUGAGUGAGUGAGUGAGUGCGCGGUGCCUGUGUGUGUGUGUGUGUGAGGGCGGCAGGCGGAUCGGUUUCUCGGGGUUUGACCAGCUGUCCCAGGCUAACCCUGCUCUCCGAAGAUGGAGGAAGUGCCGGCAGGAUUACCCUUAGCGACCGCGCCGCUGCCUCAGUUUCCAUAGGCGGCCGCGCACGGGCGCGGGGCGGCGGCACUAAUAAAAACACAAACAAAAGGGGGCAUGGAAGUGAUCCACUGCCUGCGCGGCUGAGGUGUCUUUGAGGGUGUACUUUUCUGCCUUGCAGCACUGCACUUUGACUAUGGAAGCAGAGGCUGCUGAUGGAUAUAUAACAUCAGGUGACAAUGAGCUUUCACCCGAAAGGGAGCACUCCAGCAUGGCUAUUGACCUCACCUCAAGUACACCCAAUGGGCAGCAUACCUCACCAAGUCACGUGGCAAGCACAAAUUCAGUGAAGGUAGAAAUGCAAAGUGAUGAGGAAUCUGACAGGAAGACCUUCUGUCAGGAAGAUGAGGUCAGGGUUCUCGAUGAAGGAAGCAGCCUGGAAGAGCCCCUCACUGAGAAUAACGAGAUGACGGAUAACAGAAAGAUUCAGGAGCUAUCGAGCGAGGGAGGAAUCCGGCUUCCGAAUGGUAAACUGAAAUGUGACGUCUGUGGCAUGGUUUGCAUUGGGCCCAAUGUGCUAAUGGUACAUAAAAGGAGCCACACUGGUGAACGCCCCUUCCACUGCAAUCAAUGUGGAGCUUCUUUUACCCAGAAGGGGAACCUGCUGAGGCACAUCAAGUUGCACUCUGGGGAGAAACCGUUCAAAUGUCCCUUCUGCAGCUACGCCUGCCGACGAAGGGACGCCCUCACAGGACACCUCAGGACCCACUCCGUUCCAGGUAUAGAGAUGGCACUGCAGGAGGAGAUUCCUGUCCAGAGCAGACCACUGAACUACAGCAGUGAGCUCCUGUGUAUGUCGCAGGACCUCUUACCCUCUACAAUGGGGAAGCCUCACAAGUGCAACUACUGUGGCCGGAGCUACAAGCAGCGCAGUUCGCUGGAAGAGCACAAGGAACGCUGCCACAACUACAUGCAGAAUGUUGGCAUGGAGGCUGCCGGGCAGGUCCUGAGUCACCACGUACCUCCUAUGGAAGAUUGUAAGGAACAAGAGCCUGUGAUGGACAACAAUAUUCCUAUGGUGCCUUUUGAGAGACCUGCUGUUAUAGAGAAGCUGACAAGCAACUUGGGAAAGCGUAAAAGCUCCACCCCACAGAAGUUUGUGGGUGAAAAGCUCAUGAGACUUGGCUAUCCAGAUAUUCACUUUGAUAUGAACCUAUCCUAUGAGAAGGAGUCUGAGCUGAUACAGUCUCAAAUGAUGGACCAAGCCAUCCACAACGCAAUCGCCUACCUUGGAGCUGACUCACUUCACCCCCUGAUGCAGCACACACCAAGCACAAUUGCAGAGGUGGCUCCAGUCAGCAGCUCACCUUAUGCUCAGGUCUAUCAUCCUAACAGGAUAGAAAGGCCCAUUAGCAGGGAAACAGCUGACAGUCACGAGAACAACAUGGAUGGCCCGAUCUCCCUCAUCAGACCAAAGAGUCGAACCCAAGAUAGAGAGGGCUCCCCCAGCAAUAGCUGCCUGGAUUCUACUGACUCAGAGAGCAGCCACGAAGACCGCCAGUCCUACCAAGGAAACUCUGCCUUAAACCCCAAGAGGAAGCCAAGCCCGGCUUAUAUGAAGGAGGAUGCCAAGGCUUUGGAUGCCACAAAAGCUUCUAAGGGCUCUUUAAAGGAUAUCUACAAGGUCAUCAAUGGAGAAGGGGAGCAGAUCAGGGCUUUCAAGUGUGAGCACUGUCGCGUUCUUUUCCUGGACCACGUCAUGUACACCAUCCACAUGGGCUGCCACGGCUACCGGGACCCGCUGGAGUGCAACAUCUGUGGCUACCGAAGCCAGGACCGCUAUGAGUUCUCAUCGCACAUUGUUCGAGGGGAGCACACAUUCCACUAGGCCUUCUCAUCCAAAGGGGACUCUUAUGAAGUAGAAGAACUGCACAUGAAGAAAUACUGCACUUACAGUCCCACUUUUCCUCAGACAUUGAUACGCCUGUUUUUGUUGUUGUUGUUGCUGUUGUUGUUGUUGCUGUUGUUUAAUUAAUAUUAUUGUUAACCUUAUUUUUUUU